AUGGCCUUUUUGAUCACUGGUACCGCCGUCCUGCUAGUUGGAUUUUUGCUAUAUGCCGUUCUCUUUACAGGCAGAAGAGGUCGUAACUUUCCUGAUGGCCCACCGACGUUACCGAUCAUUGGCAAUUUGCAUCAACUUCCGAAACAAAAGAUUUACUUCCAGUUCACUGAAUGGGCGAAACAAUAUGGAGGAAUGUUCUCCUUGAAGAUUGGCUCAGGAAAUGCCGUGGUUCUCACCGAUCGACGCAUCAUCAAACAACUGCUCGAGAAAAGGAGUGCGAUUUCCAGUAAUCGUCCAGUCAGCAUGGUGGCUCAGCAACUCAUCACCGAAGGUGACCAUAUGCUGUGGAUGGAUAAUACACCCACAUGGCGAACAUUUAGAAAGCUCCUUCAUCAAGACUUGACCGAGACCUUGUGCAAUAAAGAACAUGUCAAACUGCAGCAAGCCGAGGCUGUGCAGUUGCUGCAUGACAUGAUUGACGGUGCCGAUCACUGGGUUGACCACCUCAAAAGAUUCAGCAACAGUAUCAUCAUGAGCAUAGUCUAUGGUAUCCGGUCUCCCUCGAUCGAUGCACCGCACACGAGAAAACUCAUCGAGGCCGCCGAAAUCUGGGCAAGAAUAAAUGAAUUCGGUGCUACACCACCGGUUGAUAUUUUCCCCUUUCUGAAAUGGAUUCCGGAACGCUUUCUCGGCAACUGGGUGACUCGCGCGAAGGAAGUCCACGAUGCGUUACACGACCUUUACGACGGUCUGCUAAGCUCCGUAAUCAGACGACGACAGUCUAUAGGCUCUAUUGACAGUGUCGUAGACCGGGUUUUAGACCAACAAGAGAAAUAUGGGUUGACAACUCAUCAAGUCACUUUGCUUGCAGGUGUCACGAUCAAAGGAGGCUCAGAUACCACCGCCUCCGUUCUCAGUUCAACUAUUCAAGCUCUGGUCACGGAUCCCAGUGUACUCAAAAGGGCACAAGCGGAAAUGGAUUCUGUUGUGGGUGAAGACAGGACCCCGACGUGGGAGGACCAUGAGAGGCUUCCCUACAUCUGCGCUAUGGUCAAAGAAUCUCAUCGAUGGAGGCCUGUCGCGCCGCUGGCAGUUCCCCAUGCCUUGUCUGAAGAUGAGAUCGUCGACGGUAAAUUACUCGUGAAGGGGACAGUGGUGUUUGUCAAUGUCUGGGGCCUCCAUCAAGACGAGACAAAAUUCGCCAACGCCCAUAAGUUCGACCCAUCUCACUACAUGGAUCAUCCACUGUUAGCUGCGGAAUAUGCCAAUUCUGCCGAUUACGAGAAACGCGACCACUAUGGAUACGGCAUGGGUCGACGGCUAUGCCCAGGAAUUCACCUGGCGGAUCGGAAUCUUUUCCAUGCCAUCUCGAAGCUAGUGUGGGCUUUCAAUAUCGAGAAAGGAGAUGAUCCUCAAACGGGGAAGCCAUUCACGCCUGAUACUAGCAUGGAGACAGGGUACAGGGAAGGCUUGACGGCGUGUCCGUACGAGUUUCCGAUCAAGCUCACGGUAAGAUCGCAGAAGAGACACGACACAAUCAUGAAGGAGUAUGCUGCUGCUCAAACGGAGGUUUUCCAGAAAUUCGACAAGUCGGACUUCUUCAAGUAG
This is a messenger RNA of Exophiala bonariae, 1608 nucleotides long. RefSeq lists its product as uncharacterized. Bases 1 to 1608 code for a protein of 535 amino acids. NCBI's taxonomy places the organism in Eukaryota, Fungi, Ascomycota, Eurotiomycetes, Chaetothyriales, Herpotrichiellaceae. The record is from RefSeq and is a predicted model, not a curated record. Gene Ontology annotation, molecular function: iron ion binding; monooxygenase activity; heme binding. The transcript has 6 exons.